AUGUCGAAGAACGCUAAGCAGAACUUAGCUGAUUCUAAAAAGGUUUGAAAAAAAAGAAGUUGGAAGAUUGGAAAGUUUGAAUUCAGAUGAGUGCCGAGCUCUUCUGCCUCACGUACGGCUCGCUUGUGACGGAGUUGUUGAGAGACUACGAGGACCCCAAAGAAGUGACCAUGCAACUGGACAAGGCACGAUUGUCCUAGAGAGCGAAAAACGGUUAUUUUUGACAGAUGGGUUUCAACAUGGGAACUCGACUCGCCGACGACUUUUUAGCCAAAAAUUCAAACGUUCCGCGUUGCACCGACUGCCGACAAAUCGCAGAAGUUCUCUGCAAAAACGCCAUUCCGUGUUACCUUGGUGGGCCUUGUUUCUCAGACCAAAUUUAAAAGGAUCGUUUAAAUCAUGGGAUCGUGGAAAAUUUGAACAGCUUCAAGUUUUUUUUUGUCUAGUUUUCAACUUUCGGUCUAAAUAUACUGAUUGAGUUAUUGCAAAUUUUUUCGUCAGCUUCGCGACCUUCUUCUAACUAAAUCUUUAUUUAUUGUCAUAGUUUCCUUUAAUUUUUCAAAAUGUUUGUUUUCAGGAACAAAAUGUCUAUGUGAUGCUGAGGUUUAAAUCAGUGUAAAUGAACACAAUUUUUAGGAGUGAGAACUAGAAAUUCAUCUGAAUGUAUUAAUUUUUUUUUUUUGAAGUUCACUUGAUACCGAACAGUAUUGGUUGAGCUCAAUUCAACGAGAAAAAAAAACACAAAAAUCGAAGGUUUCAGGAACGACAGCGAACUCGUCAAACUGGGUGGGCGGCGACCGCGAGUUCACAAUUGUCAUCGAAAACAAUCCGCUGAACGAACUCGUCCAAGUGCCGCCCAACCUCCUGGCCGCGGGUCUUUCCUAUUCUCAGGUCAUUGCCGGCGCCAUUCGUGGUGCUCUUGAAGCAGUUCAUUUCAAGGUUUUUUUUUUGACUUCAGGACAACACGAACUUUUGAGGUGUACGCAACUGCCAUGGAAAACGGCGCCAACACGGAAAUUCGAAUUAGGUUCGACUCUGUCCUGAAAGACAACCUACCUGCCGGGGAAGACGAUUGA
Caenorhabditis auriculariae is the source of this 1076-nucleotide messenger RNA. The record is from the annotation of a GenBank genome assembly. Lineage: Eukaryota; Metazoa; Nematoda; Chromadorea; Rhabditida; Rhabditidae.